Molecule: messenger RNA, 2304 nt
Organism: Pestalotiopsis fici W106-1
Lineage: Eukaryota; Fungi; Ascomycota; Sordariomycetes; Amphisphaeriales; Sporocadaceae
Exons: 4
Coding region: 1-2304 (767 amino acids)
Biological process (GO): fructose 2,6-bisphosphate metabolic process; fructose metabolic process
Cellular component (GO): cytosol
Molecular function (GO): 6-phosphofructo-2-kinase activity; ATP binding
Source: RefSeq, a predicted model, not a curated record
AUGUCACAGCCUGCGGUCGCUAGACGGAUCGGUCAUCACCAUCACCUCAAUACACCCGAACAACGACAACAAGUCUUUGGUCUGUCGCCUGGCAUCGAGCCCUCGCUGCCUUCCCCGUACCAGGCCCAUAAACUCACAGCAGAUCUCCAAGCUGCCCGCAGACAGAAGACGCCCCAGCUUCUGACACAAACCCAGCAAGCGAUGGCCAAUCAGACCGACAAGAACCUUGCCCCAACUUCUCAUGCAGGUAUUCCCAGAUCGAUCCCAGAGUCCGGGUCGCGAUCCUACGCGACAACUCCUACAAACCUAGACACUGGAUAUGUAUCCAAGCCCAAUGAUGUGAUCAAAGAUGGACAACAGAGGUCUCGCGGAACCUCAAUCUCGUCCAAGACCUCGAGUGAUUCGACGGGUUUGAUGGCUCCUCCAGGCGCACCGCCGACAUCCGCAGAGCAUCGCCCGCCACCUAACCCGGCUUCUCUUGCACAAGCAUUGAGGGCUGUCAACGAUGGCACCAACGAGCUGUCCUUGAAAGAUCGCCUUCCGCCCAAUGACUCUCCCUACACCAAGAGUAUCUCCUCCACGGCGCCUGCCUCGCCUCGAAUCCCACCCGUCCGACAGAAUUCUGGUACGCAGACUCCGAGAGUACGUCCUCAUGCUACAACGCUCAACAUCCCUGGCAUGACCAAGUCGACUAUAUCCCCAGAUGGAAAAAUUGCAGAUCGUGAUGUCGCCGCCAAGCUCGUCAUCAUCAUGGUUGGUCUGCCAGCCCGUGGCAAGUCGUACAUCACCAAGAAGAUCAAGCGCUACCUCUCAUGGCAACAGCAUAACACUAGAAUUUUCAAUGUCGGAAACAGGAGACGUAUUGCAGUUGACGUACAUUCGCCCGUCCAGCAAAAACACGAAAACCCCAUGGACACGCAUGCACAGGUCGCUCAAAUCCUCUUGAACGGCAAGGAAGCCAAAACCGAACCACCACCGCAAGAGAAAACGCACACGGAGCCUUCGGAUUGGAGCCUUGAUGACCCGAAGAAUGCAUCCCGCGUGGAUCAGUCGGCCAACUUUUUCGACCCCAAGAACCCGCAAGGCUCCAAGAUCCGAGACCAGCUUGCUAUUGAUACGCUGGAUGAGCUGCUGGACUACCUACUUACUGGAGGCGGCUCCGUUGGAAUUCUUGAUGCCACAAACAGCACCAUCGAACGUCGCCAGAGACUCUUUGAUCACAUCAAGGCAAGAGAGCCAAAGCUAGGCAUCCUCUUUAUUGAGAGUGUGUGCCAGAACCCAAAUAUUCUGGAAGCAAAUAUGCGCCUCAAGCUAUCAGGACCAGACUAUAGGGACAAGGACCCCGUCAAGUCUCUCGAGGACUUCAAAGCCCGUGUCAAACAGUACGAGAGUGCCUACGUGCCGUUGGGUGACUAUGAAGAGGAACAUGAGAUGCAGUACAUCAAGAUGAUUGACGUUGGCAAGAAACUGACUCAUUACGGUCUUGAGGGCUUUCUCUCUGGUGGCAUCGCCCACUAUCUCUCAUCAUUCAACCUGGCUCCUAGGCAAAUCUGGAUCACAAGACAUGGCCAAUCUGUGGACAACCAGCUUGGAAAGAUUGGCGGUAACUCAGAGCUAACUGAACGCGGGCAUCUCUACGCACAUGCGCUGUACAAGUUCAUCACAUACCAACGACAACAAUGGUUGGUCGAGGCAAAGAACAAGCUUGCUAAAUCGACCUUCCCACCGCUGCCCGGUGAUAGGUCGCCUCCUUAUCCCGAAAUGAACCGGGAGUUGGACGAGAAGAACACGUGCGUUUGGACGUCGAUGCUCAAGCGGAGUAUCCAGACAGCGGAGUAUUUCGAAGCAGACGAUGAUUACGACACCAAGGCCUUUGAAAUGCUGAACGAAUUGAACGCAGGCAAGUUCGAGGGCUUGACGUACGAAGAUAUUGCUCGCUCCCAUUCGGAUGAGUAUCAUAGACGACAAACCGACAAGCUACACUAUGUCUAUCCUGGCGUCGGUGGUGAAGGAUAUCUUCAGAUAAUAAGCAAGCUGAGGGACAUGGUUCGCGAGAUCGAACGCAUCAAGGAUCACCUUGUCAUCAUCGGUCAUCGGUCCGUGUGCCGGGUACUGAUGGCAUAUUUCAUGGACCUCACACGGGAUGACAUUGCCGAUCUCGACGUCCCCCUUGGCAUGCUCUAUGCAAUCGAGCCAAAACCAUAUGGCAUCGAAUUCCAUGCCUACAAAUACAACGAGCAGCAAGGCUGGUUUGACGAGCUGCCAAAUUACAAACCCGCCAAGACUGUCGACCAGAACGCUUGA